Molecule: messenger RNA, 900 nt
Organism: Pararge aegeria (speckled wood butterfly)
Lineage: Eukaryota; Metazoa; Arthropoda; Insecta; Lepidoptera; Nymphalidae
Product: pancreatic triacylglycerol lipase-like
Exons: 6
Coding region: 1-900 (299 amino acids)
Molecular function (GO): lipase activity
Source: RefSeq, a predicted model, not a curated record
AUGUGUGCGAUUACAAAAAUAGCUCUUGUUAUGUGCGUUGCUGCAACAGCGCACAGCUUCAACUUAGGACCAACCCAAAUUGUGUUCCAUUUGUUCACGAGACAAAACCCUACGCAAAGUCAACCGCUGCUUCCUUCCCAGGCAUCGCUUUUAGCUUCAGGGUUCCAGUACGAUCGCCCUACUGUCCUCACAAUCCACAGCCAUGGCCCAGGCGUUGCUGGAAAUUUUAAUGCUCAUGUUGUUUCUGCUUAUCUCGCCGUGCAAGACAUUAACGUGCUCGCCGUUGACUGGAGCCCUGGUUCUUCUACCUACACUACAGGACUCGCCAGCAUUCCCCAAGUUGGCCGUGUUGUCGCCCAGUUUGUAAAUCUACUAAGUAAUGACUUCGGCUACAAUACCGCUAAUAUUCACAUCGUUGGUGUUGGUCUUGGAGGCCAUGCUGCAGGUAUCGCUGCCCGGAUGAUAAAUGGAAACGUACCUCGCAUUAUUGCUCUCGAUCCAUCUCUUCCUGGCUGGACCCAUCAUCCUGACAAGCUAACCAAAAACGACGCAGACCUUGUAGAAGUCAUUCACACCACAGCCGGUCUAUAUGGUUAUGACUAUCCUUUGGGCGACAUAGACUUUUACCCCAACGGUGGUGCUUGGCAGGUCGGUUGUGUCGACGUUUCCUGCUCUCACACCUACGCCUUCGUCUUUUAUGCUGAGUCUCUACGUGCUGACAUUCCUAAUGCAAACGCACCUAGAUUCGUUGGUACUGCUUGUGAAUCUUAUGAAGAAGCUAUUGAGUUGAUUUGUACGGGAGCACGCGAUGUUGUGUUUGGAGGAACUGCCGCAAAGACAGGCGUAAGCGGCAUCUAUACGUUCGAGACUAACAUAACACCCCCAUUUGCCAGGAACUAA